GCAGACGGAGCGCGCUUCGCAGCUACAGGAGGCUCUUUGGGGCCCCUGCGUCGGGCAGAGCUGCUGGGGGGCUGCUCCUCUUGGGCUCUGGGCUCCAGCUCGACCCCCGCAUUCCCUGCUUCCCAUACCCUCGCUACUGCCUCAUAAGAGACUCCUAGCGACCCCCCAGCUCCCUCUCGCCCCGCACUGCCUCCACCCCAUCCCUUUCCCCGGCUGCAAACUGCCGUCUCGCGCGCCUUCUAGCCCGGAGCUCUGUGGCCAUGGGUAUCAGAGGGAUGCUGCGAGCCGCCGUGCUCUUGCUACUCAUCAGGACUUGGCUCGCGGAGGGCAACGACCGCAGUCCUACCCCAAAAUUCCACUUGGAGCUCUCCCCCACCGUGCCCGAAGUCAUCUUGAACCUCUUCAACUGCAAAAAUUGUGCAAAUGAAGCUGUGGUUCACAAGAUUUUGGACAGGGUGCUGUCAAGAUAUGAUGUCCGUCUGAGGCCAAAUUUUGGAGGUGCCCCUGUGCCUGUGGGAGUAUCUAUCUAUGUCUCCAGUAUUGAACAGAUCUCAGAAAUGACUAUGGACUAUACGAUCACAAUGUUUUUUCAUCAAACCUGGAAAGAUCCACGUUUAGCAUACCAUGAGACCAACCUGAACUUGACCCUAGACUAUCGGAUGCUGGAGAAGUUGUGGGUCCCUGACUGCUACUUUCUAAAUAGCAAGGAUGCUUUUGUCCAUGACGUAACUGUGGAAAAUCGCGUGUUUCAGCUUCACCCAGAUGGAACAGUGCGGUAUGGCAUCCGACUUACCACCACAGCAGCUUGUUCCCUGGAUCUGCAGAAAUUCCCUCUGGACAAGCAGACCUGCAAGCUGGAAGUGGAGAGCUAUGGCUACACGGUUGAAGACAUUCUACUAUACUGGGAAGGCAAUGGGAAUGCCAUCCAGGGGACUGACAAGCUGCACAUUCCUCAGUUCAGCUUCCUGGGAAAGACAAUGACAAGCAAAGAGGUGUUUUUCUACACAGGUUCCUAUGUGCGCCUGAUACUGAGGUUCCUGGUCCAGAGGGAAGUCACCAGCUACCUUGUGCAGAUCUAUUGGCCUACUGUUCUCACCACUGUUGUCUCUUGGAUAUCGUUUUGGAUGAACUAUGAAUCUUCUGCAGCCAGGGUGACAGUUGGUCUGACUUCAAUGCUCAUUCUGAAUGCCAUCAACUCACAUCUGCGGGAUAAACUCCCCCAAGUUGCCUGUAUUAAGGCCAUUGACAUCUAUAUGGUCGUAUGCUUCUUCUUCGUGUUCCUGUCCUUGCUGGAGUAUGUCUACAUCAACUAUCUUUUCUACAGCCGAGGAGGAUCCCGGCGCAACCAAAGGCGACGCAGGAGAGCGCGAAGAGUCAUGGCCCGCUACCGCUACCGUUACCGCUACCACUACCACUACCAGGAAGUGAGCCUGCAGUCCCUUGCACACCGGAGAUCCCAGGAAGAGAUGAUUCUGUCAGAGGAAGAGAUCAACAGUCACAUUGCAAGUGCUGAUGUGGAAGGUCCUCUCCCUCCUCCUCCCUCCCCACCACCAGUGCUUAUUCAUGUAGGAUAUGAACCUCCUGACUUCAGAAAUGUCUCUACUAUCUCUUUGAAGGAUGACCAGGUUAGCAUAGAAGAUGAAAGUGGCUCUCUUUCCUCCAGACCAGUGCAGGCCUGCCUGGCAAGCCUAGAAAGCCUCAGCUCUUUGACCUCCAUCCCAGAGCAGGCCCCACUGGCCACCUCAGAAAGCCUCAGCUCACUAUCUUCUCUCUCAGAGCAGUCCUGUCUAGCCUCUAGAGAAUGCCUGAAUGAUCUCCCCUCCACCUCAAAGCAGGCCCUGCACAGCUAUGACAUUCACUUUAAUGGUUUUGAGAUUGAUGACAAUGUUAUUCCUACUGAAAUGCUCAACUGUGCUGAGGCCCAUGGCCAUGCUGAUACCCAUGAACCAGAAGACCCUGAAGAAAACUCGAGCUCAGAUGAGAAUCAUGGCCAUGGCCCCAGUGGGAGGCAUCUGCUUGUCUAUGGCCACAGGUGUGUGCAGGAAGCAAGCUGCAGCCUUGAUGAGAUCCGUAGCAACCUUAAUGAGAUUCGUAGCAACCUUGAUGAGAUCCGUAGCUUGCCUGAUGACAUCAGAGUUGAAAGCGGCUACCUUGACCUUGAGAAGCAACUCAGGAGCCCAGUGAGCCAGGGAGGCAAAGCACGUUGUCCCCAAUGUUCCAAGGGUGAAAAAUGGAGCGUCUGUAUCAUGCUUAAGGACAUGCAGCUAGUAAGUGGUAGAGCCGUUCCACUUGCUCUUCGUUCUUCUUAUCCUCUUAACUCUCUCAACUUAAGUGCUCCCCUUUCUCCUCCCCUCUUUACAAAUGGGGGUGCUCCAUCAGGUUCUGCUUAUUUGCCAGGCACUGAAUCUCAUUCUAUAGCACCUGGAACAUCUCUGCAGAAAGUGGCCAGUGACCAGCCAGAGAGUGUGAAUCAAGCACAUGGAACAUGGGUACUGCCCACCCAGUGGGGCUGCUAAGGGAAAUAGAAAGUAGCCUGCCCUCCAACUUUCCUAGCAGCUCCACCUCAUUAAUGGAGGCCAUGGGGGAACAAAGACUUGCCAAUCACUCCGCCUAUGUUUCUCCUUCCUGCCUGGGCAGCCUCUCCUGCAGCUUCUCAGCCACCUACCCUUUUAACUAUGUUUCUGUGUUUGUGUGUCUGUGUAUAGCUGAGUGCAUAUGUGUGUCAAAGUAAUUCUGUAUGUGCAUACAACCAUUUGAGAAGCUGUACAGCUCUAUGUAUAUCAAUGUAAAUCUAUACUGGUGUGUAUAAGAGUGUAUAUAUAACAACGUGUGGAUGCAUGUUUGUGUGUGCACACCCCUAUGAAAGAGUGUGUUUGCUUGUGUGUACACGCAUGGGUAUAUGCUGUGUGUGUAUGAGAACAUAUGUGCAUAUACCCAUGUAUAUUUAUCUGGUUUGAAUGAGUGUGAAAGGAAAUACACCUGAAAGCAUAUGUAUUUCCUGUUGGUGGCUCUUCUAGAACCACCUGAAUUCCUUUGGCCUGUUCCUGCAUAAGUGGGGGGCCAUAUUUGGCCGGGCUGGUUAACUGACUGUUUAUUUCCAAUUCCCUGUUCCAGGGAGCAGUGUCUCCCGGUCCCCAUCCACUCUUCUCCUCCUGCCUCCACCCAUCUGUGCUGUCUCCUGGAAAGAAGACACAGGAGAAGUGAAUGUAGUCCCGGGAAGUGACAAUUUAGUGCCUUGAGGUAGGAAGUGCUCAAACAUGGGAUAAGCUGGGAAUGCAGAGCAUUUUGCUUUGUCCUGAAAUGACAUGUUUGAGUAACGAAGGCAGGGAUUGGGGGGGGGGGCGGUGCCUUGAAGAUGCAUUAAGAAAUAUGAUGUAGAUAAUGGGUGGGGAAAGCUAAAGAACUGGAGAGGGAGUUGUAUAUAGCCUUUAUAACUCAUCCCCUUAUUGCAAUCACAUUGGAAGCCCGACACGUGUGGGGGCUGAAGGCAGCCAAAACCAAGUGGGUUAUGUGAGGAAAUAACCCAGGGUAUCAACUGUGGAACUGUGGUCAGAGAACCAAAGGUGCUUGGGAGAGGGCUCAAGCAUGGACAGUGGAUGGGGGGGCGGGGGGGCUUUAGGGGGCAGGAGCACUGUAGUAACCCAACCUGCAUCUUGGGAUGGCCUUUGAUUUGGAUUCCAGAACUCCCUCCUCCCACCCACUCCAGGGAAAGAGAUCAUCAGAGGGGUGAGAGGAUUGACCAAGGAGAGAGGUGCAAAGGAGCACCAGGGGCUGACUACCUACAUCAGCCCAGGUUGCCAUCUCUCUUCUACACACACGGCAUACAAAUAUAGCCUCCUACCCAUAUCUACAGAGACCUACACAGUCACACAUACAUGUAUACACAUGUGGGCACUCACCCUCGGCAUCAAACAGAUGUAUACACAAACACGUGCACACUCACAGCCACAUAUAUAUUCACACAUACAAGCACACACGAUUACUCUUAUAUUUGUGUGUAUGCACACGCACACACACAAACUUAUAAAACAGCUAAAACUAAAAAAGUUGCCACUGGAAUAUCUAAGAUUGCCUCUCUUUUUUUGGACACCUCUCACAGAAAGAUCCAGGUCGGAAGGAGAGAAAUGACCCUACAUCCAAGGUUCCCAUCAUGGCUAUUGAAAGACUUGCUUCCUGGAGCCUCAACAUUGGUUGAUUGAUUGGGAUUUGGGUUUCUAGGACCCUGGAGGGCCUUUGAGCCCUGUGGGAAAUGAGUGGUUUAUUUGGGGUGAUGUCAUGCAGAGAGAUUGAGCAGUGGGGACCAGAAAGUAGGUUUGAAGAUGCGUCUCGCAGCAAUGCACAGGAAAGCUUCAGAGCACAGAGGAGGGGAAGAGAGGCCAGUUGUAAAUAUCUCUGUAGAUUCAUGUAGCUAGAUAAAAUAUUUAUACCUUAAAAAGAACAUCUUGCCCUAAAGUGCUGCAAUGAGAGCAGUUGAACUCAACUGCAACUCACACUGUGUGAGGUUAUGUGUCAAGGCGAGGUGGAGGUUUGGCAAUGACACCUUUGCAGAAGUUUGAACCUUCUGAGUUUGUCAUGGACUUGAUCGUUUUAGCCUGAAAAUUGCCAGAUCUCCCCUUGUUGUGUUGUGUGUGUGUUCUGUUGUCAGCGUCAUUGUUGAGCCCCAUCCUCAGCCAGCUGCCUACAUCCCGUCCCACUCCUCACCUCCCACCAAGUAACUCUGGAAGUGCAGAGCAUCUGGCAGGGCACUAUUGGAGUUCAGUCCACAGAACCUUCCUUUCUCAGCCCCAGCCAAUCAGAGAGUGCUUGUGGUGAGAUAAUUUGGAGCUAGGGCAGAAGGAAGGGUCUUGCUGAGUCUGGGGUGGAGCAACCCUCACUUCGCCUUUCUACCUAUCUUUCCUCUUCUUCACAUGGGCUAUCCCAUUAACUCUUCCCCUAGAAUUCCUUCUCCACCACUACCACAGGAAGAUACCCUCUGUCUCUUCAGAGUGGCAUUUUGUUGUGAGGAUGUGUGCCUUUACAGAGAUAAUGGAUGAUCUGUUGGGUCUUACUGGAGCUUGUAAAAUGUAUUCUUACAAUCUGUGUCAUCUUGUUAAUAGCAAGGCUGUAACGUCUUUGCAUAUCUAGAACUGAGUUUUACUGAGACCGUGGCCAUUCCUAAUGAGGUUUCUUUAUUCUGUACAUAAAAGAACUAACCCUUUGAGCUAUUAACUAAUGAAUGCAUUUGCUAAGCUACCAACCUGCAUGGUACCUUGCCGUGGUGAUGAGCAUCAAAGGAAAUUGUGACUUGUCCUAUUGAGAGCGCAGUGUGUUUGUGUUUAUUGUGUAGUGUUCUAUGAUCAAUAUGAAAUCUCUAUUAUCAGUGUUGGGUUUUCAGGGUAGGGAGGGGGAGGGUGUUACAGUGUCUCUCUGAUGUAUUUCAAUUAUAAAAUAGCCCCAGUUGGUCAGGGUCACCUCUCUUAAUUCAACAUGUGUGAGACUUUGCACCCACUCUAUCUUGCCGGACUGUAUCCCUGGGGUCAGAAGCCAUCAGCAGAACUGAAGGUGCCCGAGUGUAGUGAAACUGGCUGUGGUGCCUGACUUCAGGCAGUGCCAGAGAAUUCUUCAGACAGGCAAGGCAGUGCAAUUCUGAGGCAGUUAAAAUACAGUAAAAGCACAAACAUGAAGGUCUUCAUGGAAACCAAGAGAGGAGGAGGACCAAGAGCCACGUGUCUUACUGGCCUGACCUGCAGAAGGGUGCAGAACAGCAGAGACACCCCCCCCCAGAUGACCCAGUUCCCUCUUUGUCCUCAUUAAAUGUACAUUUUUGUAUGAAAAAGACCUUGACCAGUCCGGACUAAAAGAAGGAAAACAUGAAGAAACAUAAAAUUAUGCUUCUGAAAAAUAUGCUGAAAUAAAGGUUUAUAAAUAGCCAAAAGGAGAAAAUAAAUAUAUA
Messenger RNA from Ailuropoda melanoleuca (giant panda), 5932 nucleotides. RefSeq names its product gamma-aminobutyric acid type A receptor subunit theta (gene GABRQ). Gene Ontology annotation, cellular component: membrane. The coding region runs from base 261 to 2516 and encodes 751 amino acids. NCBI's taxonomy places the organism in Eukaryota, Metazoa, Chordata, Mammalia, Carnivora, Ursidae. Gene Ontology annotation, molecular function: GABA-A receptor activity; extracellular ligand-gated monoatomic ion channel activity. The transcript is spliced from 10 exons. Gene Ontology annotation, biological process: monoatomic ion transmembrane transport. The record is from RefSeq and is a predicted model, not a curated record.